AUGAAGAUCCUGCGUGACAUCGGCACUGCCAUAGGAGUCAAGCUUCAUGACACCCAGGUGAUGACUGCACAUCGAGUUCCCAGCUAUAAGCAAGGUCGAGCUCCACCCAUGGUCAUCCAGUUCCAGACCAAGAUGCAGAGAGAUGUCUGGAUCACCAACUACAGAAGAACAAGGACAUCGUAUCGGUGCGGGAGAUGUACAGGGGCGUCGUCGUUGAACAGCGAUUUGGAGGACAGCUCAGGAGAUAACUGUGUUCUGAGAGCGAUUAAUGAACUGAGAGAUAAUUUAACAGAGAAGCUCGAGACAAAGCUCAGUGUCAUGGAUGACAAGGUUAAUGGCACGUUCAAUGCCAUUCAACAGAAAAUCUCCGAUUUGGGCCAAUGUUUCGAAAAUUCGUUGGCUAUAAUAAAGGCUGAAAAUGUAGCCUUGCGUGAAGAAUGUGAGGUCCUGAAAAACAAAGUUGGAACUCUCUCAGGAGAACUGAACUGCGUUAAAGAUCAGGUUCUUGACAUGCAGCAGUACAGCAGGUUGAAUAACCUCGAAAUUGUUGGUGUCCCCCUGACCGACCGAGAGAAUAUUUACUCCGUUCUCAACUCCCUGGCCAACGCUAUCGAUACGCCUUGGCGUCGAGAGGACGUAUCAAUCGCUCAUCGCCUUCCCAGCAACAGGAAAGAUCGUCCACCGAGCAUCGUCAUCCGUUUCGUGAGCAGAUCGAUCAGAGCGGACUGGUUGGCAGCAGCUAGAAACAAAAGGAACUUGAGCACCGUGCAUCUCAGCUCCAGCUUCCAGCCGGCUCCAGUAUUUGUCAACGAGCAUCUGACUGCCCACGUUAAGUCACUAUUAAGUCAGGCUAAGAAAAUGGUCAAGGAAAAACAGCUUGCCUACGCCUGGGUUAAAGAAGGUAGGGUCCUUGUAAAAGUAACUGCAGAUGGCCGUACCAAGAGAGUGAAUAAUCCUGACGACCUGGUGUCAUUUAUGCAUCCUAAGUGA
Molecule: messenger RNA, 990 nt
Organism: Homalodisca vitripennis (glassy-winged sharpshooter)
Lineage: Eukaryota; Metazoa; Arthropoda; Insecta; Hemiptera; Cicadellidae
Exons: 2
Coding region: 1-990 (329 amino acids)
Source: RefSeq, a predicted model, not a curated record